Messenger RNA from Carassius auratus (goldfish), 3071 nucleotides. Its product is annotated as transmembrane protein 198-like. NCBI's taxonomy places the organism in Eukaryota, Metazoa, Chordata, Actinopteri, Cypriniformes, Cyprinidae. The coding region runs from base 348 to 1319 and encodes 323 amino acids. The record is from RefSeq and is a predicted model, not a curated record. Gene Ontology annotation, cellular component: plasma membrane. The transcript is spliced from 5 exons.
GACUCGUUCGCGAGCGACUCCUCAGUGGAUAAGCGCCUCUAUGAUGUCUUCUGACGCGGACUUGGUUUAUUCGUGAAGUUAUUCUGAUAUAGUUUAUACACUGACCGACUGCUGAAGUCUGGCUGUGUCUGAGAGGAGAAAGUGUUCAUGUUUGAGCCAAAUAACCGAAGCGAAGAGAGAAAAGACGACAAAAAGAAAACGACUGUGUUUAUUUCGCUCAUGUGAAUACUGACGCGCGUGGAUCCGAUCUGCUUUGGCACUUUUGAACCUGUUUGGACAAAUGUAAGGAUUUGAACCCCAGCCGUUGUGUCUGUGAGUGAGGAAGCGUCUGACCGUUGGAGAGCAGCAUGAUGAACGAGUCUCUCUCAGCGACGGAGACCACGAGAGCCGUCUGUGAUCUGGAGCUCAGGAGAGAAUCUGAUCUGCUGCCGGCCGUCAGCUGCUCGCUCGGCUUCGCUCUGGGGCUCAUUUACUGUUUCUGCGGUUACCGCUGCUUUAAGACGGUGCUGUUUCUGUCGGGUCUGGCGUUGGGCUCCGCGGUCGGACAGAUGCUGUGUGUGCAGGAGCGUGUGCUGGACGGCCGGACGCGGGCGGGCGUCUCUCUGGGCGUGGGUCUGCUGGCGGCGCUGGUGGCCGUGCUGGUGCCCAGUGUUGGGCUCUUCUUCACUGGUCUUCAGCUGGGAGCGCUGCUCUCUGGCGCCGCCCUGCUGCUGCUGGGACAGUAUUACCCCGUGUUCAGCGCCGCAUGGAUUCCUGUCGGCGUGCUCAUAGGAACCAGCGCUUUCUUUGCCGUCAUCACUCUGUGCUGGAGGAAGGCCAUGAUGAUCGCUGCCACGGCGGUGGGGGGGGCCGCGGUGGUCACGGCGUGUGUGGGGUACUGGGUGGAGAUCCCCGUGUGGGUGCUGCGGCCGUCUGCGGGUGUCCAGACACUACAGGGCUUGUGCUGGUACAGCUGGGCCGUGAUUGGGAUUUGGCCUGUACUCGCAGCACUGGGAACACUGGUCCAAAGCAGAAUCACAGCGCAUGCUGACGUGUGUGUGAGGCGUGAACAGAAGCAGCUGGAUCUGACGAGGAUCAGACACACAUGUGACCGGAGACACACGCAGGGAACGUACCGCCGCAGACCACCGGUUCUCCAGCGCUACACGGGAGACGUGCUGGCCCCGAGUUAUCUGGCGAGUCUGCAGGAGCGGCAGACACACACGGGCUCGUCGCUCUGGAGCUUGACCUCCGUUCAUCACACCAUGAUCGACUUCGAUUCUGAGACGGGAUCUCUGGUGCCGCUCACAGCUUCAGCAUCAGCUCUUCUCCGACUGUGAUGGAAACACCAGAAAACACACCGGCGCACACUGACACUCUGUCUGUGAGGACACAGUAAUACACACUCGCUUCACAGAUAGCUUCAGUCUUAUUCACAAGACACUUGGAUCAUAUUGAGAUAAGGAGAAACGUUUAUUAAAGCAGUGCAGCGUGUCACAGAAUGUGUUUUACGUCUGUAUGUGGACAUCACACUCAUACAGGGCUUCUGCAGAUCUGAGAAAGGGUUCAAAAAGUCUUCAUUCAUCUACAAAUUAAAGGGAGUGAGUAAAUGAUGACAGAAUUGACAUUUUUGAGUGAACUAUCCCUUUAAGGUCUGAAAAGGUCUCAAAUCAGAGCAGAAAGACUUCGAUGGAUAGUUGUGGCAUUAAAUGUUGCAUGCUUUGCUACAAGUGAAUCUCUUGCUCAGUAUUCCUGUCUUGUUCUCCCGUUCAAAUAUAUUAACAUCAUAAAAUCAAGAUACUAUCAAGAUAAUUUUACUGAAGAUUUUUUUUUCUGAGAAAUUGUACAAAACCAAGCGAAUUUUGAUUAAAACAAGAACAAAAAUCUACCAGUGGGGAAUAAGAUGUGACCCUACAUGAAAUGACAAGCAGUGAAUCCAAAACAAACUGAGCAGAAGGCAAACGUGGAGCAACGAGGAGGUAAAGUGCUUUAUGAGCUCUUCGUGAGUUUGAAGGUGAGGAAAAUAAAAUCAUAAGUACACACAGCACUGAGUGUUUAGUCCAGCAGACAGCGGCGCUGACCAGGUCAGGUCAUGAUGAACGCAUCUCUUAAGAGUUAGGGUUCAGUAUCUUUAGGCUCGCCGUGUGAACGCUCAGGGGACCAGGACCAAAUGCAUCGUUCUCUUUUUCGGUCCAGACCAAGAGAACCGAACUACAAGUGUGAACGCAGUCUAAAUUGAUUUUUCUAACUGUUGGCAAAUAUUUCUUAUUGCUUUGACCAUAUACUCACUUCAUUUUGAUCAGAUUCAAAGCAAGACGGAUGUCAUUUGCAUCUUGAUUUAAAAAUCUUAAGACAUUUGCACUGGAAAACAAGACACAGAUACUGAAGAAGAUAUUUUUUGCAGUGAGAUCUGAAGGUACAGUAAAAGUUAUUUCCAUAUUCUAGUGUUUGUGAGUAGAGUUAUUCAAUCCAUAAGCUUUUUUUUUUUCUUUUGAAAAAUGAAUUAUAAAGUAAUGGAGAUCUGUUAGAACUUACUAACAUUGACUUCUGUUCAAUUUAUAAUUCUGCAGAAACCCUGUUAUAUAUCAGAUUUCAUGAAUGACAAUAACUUUCUGAGUUUUGAUUAGUGAGUAUUUGUUUGAUUUGUCUGAUUCAUGUGUAGUGUGUUAAAUCUUCUGAACUGUCCACAUGUUCUUCUGCUGCUGGUCAGAACCUUUCCUCGAGUCAGUUCGUCAGGAGAGGACCAUGUGUGUCAGAUAAGAGGUUAGUCAGAGACAUCUCAAUGUCUUUAUCAGGACGUUCUGUAGAUGAAAGAGCAGAUUAGCCUGAGAUGAGUCUGAAAAGUAGUUCCACAGCAAAAAAAGAUUCUGGAAAUGAUUCAUGAAAAUGCACUGGCAUGUGUCUGAAGGUUGGAUUUGAAGUAUAUCAUGAGUGUGUCAUUGUGAGGGAAUGUCAUGAUGUUCCCUACUGAGGGCACUUAAACAGCUCAUGUGUCACUCACUUGCAUUAUCUCCAUGACGACCUGCUGAACUUCAUUUAAAGUUGAUGUCAUUUGAAAUGAUUAUUUCUCUAAUUAAAUGUUUUAUUCUGUA